Messenger RNA from Lolium rigidum, 1772 nucleotides. RefSeq lists its product as uncharacterized. The transcript has 9 exons. NCBI's taxonomy places the organism in Eukaryota, Viridiplantae, Streptophyta, Magnoliopsida, Poales, Poaceae. The coding region runs from base 194 to 1267 and encodes 357 amino acids. The record is from RefSeq and is a predicted model, not a curated record.
CCGCCCGGCAGCUCCUCCGCUCGUCGCCGGCUGCGUCGGUCCGUGGCCGUCGUCUUUUCUGUCCGGUGACGCGCUCACCGGGCACGACGCAGAAGAUCCCACUUGCGUCCUGAGCUUCAAGAGUUCGUCUCGCUUCGUAUUUGCCGUCGCAGAUAAGCAUUGAUCCUGCACUCCGCAAUUUCCAUAAGCUGCAAUGAAGGAUUCACAGGAUAUUCAGAGCACAACAGAGUUGCAGAUGUCACCACAAGGUACUAAUGAAGUGCAGAGUAACCAACUAAACACUAUGUCCACUGAUGCUCCUGCAGGAGAUUCUGGUUCUUUAUCAGUCGCUAGUAAUGAUAAUAGAAAAGUAUCCCGCGAAGACAUUGAACUUGUCCAGAAUUUGAUAGAGCGCUGUCUGCAACUGUACAUGACCAAAGGAGAGGUUGUUAGGACCCUUUCUACCCGCGCGAGAAUAGAACCUGGCUUCACUACUUUAGUAUGGCAGAAACUUGAAGAAGAGAACUCUGAAUUCUUUCGGGCUUACUACAUAAGAUUGAAAUUGAAAAGGCAAAUUAUCUUGUUCAACCAUUUAUUGCAACACCAGUUCAAUUUGAUGAAAUAUCCAGCACCUCAGAAUGUUCCAAUGGCUCCAAUGCAAAAUGGAAUGCAUCAUAUGCCAGUUAACAAUUUACCGAUGGGGUAUCCAGUACUUCAGCAACCUCUGAUGCCUGCUCCUGGCCAGCCUCACAUUGAUCCAAUGGUUUGUGGUCUAUCCAGUGGUCAUAUGGUGAAUGGUAUACCUGCACCAGGUGGCUAUCACCCAAUUCGCAUGAACUCUGGAAAUGACAUGGCUGUGGACAAUGGUGCACCUGAAGCUGCACAUGCUGGUGCUAUGCCAUCAGAGAUGGUUAUGAGUCCCUCAUCAGCAGCAUCAAGCAACCAUGCUCCUUUCACUCCAUCUGAGAUACCAGGGAUGGCCAUGGAUACAUCAGUACUGGAUUCAGCAUUUGGAACUGACAUAGGGGACACAGGACCUCUGCAAUUAGGGCCAGAUGGUUCGUCAAGGGACUCCAUCCGAUCCUUAGGGCAGCUGUGGAAUUUCAGUCUGUCUGAUCUUACAGCUGAUUUGACAAGUUUGGGAGAUUUGGAGGCCCUUGAGAACUACGCCGGUACCCCAUUCCUGCCCUCGGACUCAGACCUCUUACUUGAUUCCCCAGACCAUGAUGACAUAGUUGAGUACUUUGCGGACGCCAUCAACGGAUCUCAGUCAGACGAAGAGAAGUGAUAGAGGACAGGGUUUAAAUAGUCCCAUUCAAAUUCAGACCUGGCCGGGGCGUCAUCUCAUGUAGUGUACUCUCUCAACCAUGCAUGUAUACCGUAGAAAAUCUGGUCGAGCACACUCCCCAUAGGUGCGGUAACUGGUGUGUGCCACUGAAGAAUUUUGUAGUGGUCAAUCCUAAUGCUUUGGAAUAAUCAGUCGGAUAGCCUUGAGCGGAUAAAGCUGCUGGCUGCAAGGAUGAAAUGUGUAGAAAAAAUGUGUCAAACCUCAGGAACAACCCUUUGUAAUAUCUGAAGAAGUGGACAGUUGGUCUGGUCUUUUUUUUUUUGCGAAUACAGUUGGUCUGGUCUAGUGAACGUUUCUAGCAUGCACACUAGCAUAUUUCUCCUACUGAUUUAGUGCAUCAAGAUUCAUGCUGCCAAGUUUCAUCAGGUUUUGUCACGUUUUCGUGAACAACAGAAAAAGUGGACUAAUUAAAUCCCGGUGAAAUUUGAUGAAACAUUUCUCCUAA